AUGUUGACUUCACAGGCGGUGUGCGACUCGGUUCGGGAGUUUCAAAGACAAGAACUAGCACAAAACGACGAUUACUCGACGCUCGCUCAACACAAGGGCCACUUAGAGGCCCGUUUACUGCGGCACCAGUAUCUGAGUAAACGAUUACAGUUGCUGUAUGCGCAGAUCGAUAAGACCCGUAAUUAUCAGGAAUUUGUGGACGUUUUGAUGAACAGCAGGUCACUGCUCAGGGAGAUAUUCACGAUGGAGGCCCAGGGUAGGCGUGCAAAUAGUGCAGAACCGGAAGUGGACUGGUCCAAGUUCGGUGUUGAUCUGCAAGCGUAUGUAGGCAAUGAUGACCAAUUGCUCGCGCUUUACAACGAUGGCCUUCUUUAG
This is a messenger RNA of Torulaspora delbrueckii, 375 nucleotides long. RefSeq names its product Ahc2p (gene AHC2). Lineage: Eukaryota; Fungi; Ascomycota; Saccharomycetes; Saccharomycetales; Saccharomycetaceae. The record is from RefSeq and is a predicted model, not a curated record. The coding region runs from base 1 to 375 and encodes 124 amino acids. The transcript has a single exon.